Messenger RNA from Symbiodinium natans, 1968 nucleotides. The record is from the annotation of a GenBank genome assembly. Lineage: Eukaryota; Dinophyceae; Suessiales; Symbiodiniaceae.
AUGCCCCCUGCGGCCUUGCCCCCAACCAUGCCAUCUAUGCCAUCCGUCAAGCCGGAAGCCGAGCCGGAAACCGACGCAAAGCCUGCGGAAUCCGCUGCAGCAUCACACCUGGACCUCGAAGCUUGUCCAGCAGUGGGAGGAGCAGGAGCCGCUGUCGCAGCAGUGGACAAAGAGCCCAUCGCAGACUCGCCUUCACGUGGGUCUUCACCCGGUGAGAAAGGAGCAGCUGAUGUGGCAGCGGACAAGGAGCCUGUCACAGAUGUGGCUGCACCUGAAGAGAAAGGACCUUGUACGCUUGGGUCCCACACCAAGCAAGCCGAAGCAGGAUUGCACAGUUCGGACCUGAGCUCAGAUCCGAACGACGCAGGACUCUCGGCAAGUGGGGACUGUACAGAUCUGCCAUUGAAGCUGAACGAUCAUGACGAGCCUAGCAAGCACAACAAGCCCGAGGAACUUCACUCGGAACUUGUUUCAGAGGACGAGCACCCUCAAGCAUUGCCAGGUGUUCCGGAUGGAAACGUCACGACCCCACAGCUGCAGUCCAUGGAUUCCGAUGGUGUCGGGCUGACAAGCCGCUUCAAGUCAAACUCCUCCAACUUGAGAAGAUCCAACUUCAUCGCGCAUGAAAACCGACGAAAAGUUUUCGAGAAGCAGAGCAAGAUCCAGCGCCUUACGGAAUCACCUUGUUUCGAGUCAACAAGCGGAGUCCUAAUCCUCCUAAACUGCCUAUUCGUGGCUUGGCAAACUCAAUCCAAAGCCUUGGACGACGAGUUUCGAGCUGCUGCAGGUUUGGAAUUGGUCGUGUCAGAGCCGCUCGAGUUCACAAUUCUGCAAGGCAUCUUCGUGGUGUGCUUCUCCGUAGAGCUCUGCCUUCGGUUCUUGGCAGACAGGUGGUAUCUGUUCAAUUGCCACAAUCCAAACGCUUUCUGGAAUUGGCUCGAUCUUUUGGUGGUGGCGUUCGACUUGGUCAGCAUUUUUCUGGAAGUCUGGGUUCAGUUCAGCCUUCUGCGGGUGAUACGAGUCGUCCGCGUCAUCCGCGUUGCUAAAAUGAUUCGAGUCAUGAGGACUUUUCAGGAGCUCCGGCUGCUCAUGCACUCCAUAAUCAGCUGCAUUCGCUCCCUCAUCUGGGUUGUGGCUGUUUUGUGCCUGAUGCUGGGCAUGUUCUCCGUGAUGUUCACAUCUGCAGUAGGGUCCACCUUGGACAAUGCAACUGCACGGCGAAGUCCUGACAACUCGGUGUUGAUUGAGCAUUUUGGCACGCUGGAUCGCUCUAUCCUGAAUCUCUACAUGGCAAUGACCGGUGGCACGGACUGGUCGGUCCAGUACGAAGCAAUGUCUCCCCUGCCUGGUAUCUACCUGUCCUUGUUCUUGCUUUACAUUACAUUCAGCAUCUACGCAUUGGCCAAUGUUGUCACAGGCAUUUUCCUCGAGAAUGCUCGUAACUCCGGGAAGAGGGAUCGCGAGCAUGUGAUUGCGGAAGAGCUGCAGCUCAAGACGCAGUUUCUUCAUGAACUGCAGAGAGUGUUUGAUGAGAUGGAUGCGAACGAAAGCGGGACGAUCAGCAAAGAUGAGUUCCAAACCACAUUGCAGGAUGAGCGGGUCCAGGCUUACUUCAAUGCCAUGAAGUUGGAUGCUCGGGAAGUGGAGUACUUGUUUGCACUCCUCGACUACGAUGGUUCAGGUGAAGUCAGCUACUCUGAGUUUGUGGAUGGCUGCUGGAAGCUGCAGGGCGAGGCAAGAAGCCUCGACAUGAAGAUUCUGCAGCUUGAGAUCGAGUCCUUGUCCAAGCUGGUCCACCAUGUGUUGACUAAGGUCUCCACGGAUUCAGUGCCAAUAAAGGCGUGGCAUGUGACCAGCACAGCGUUCAAAACCGCAGAACACGCGUUUUCGAGAUCUUCUCGUUUCCAAGCUCCAAAGGAGCAGGAUGGGAAACAGUCGGGGAAUGACAGACCCUCAAUUUCCGGAUGA